AUGGCGCGCGAUCCGCGCGGGUUAGAUCUGUUACUGCGCGCCGCGCGCACGGCGACGGAGGCGCGAGCGAGGGAUAGGGAUGAGACGGUGAAGAAGAGCACGACGGUUCGAUUUCAAACCGCCGACGCGACGGGACGAGUCGAGGCGAAGACGAGACGACAGGGCAAAGCGCGAGCCGAUGGGGCGAUGCGGGACAGGACGAACGAUUUUGAACGAGGCGGGACGGCGGGUAAAGGGAAGAGAGGACGCGGGCGAGCGACGAUGACGAUGAAGGCGAAGGCGAACGCGCCGCCGCCAGACGUCGACGACUCGGCCGAGGCGACGACGGUGCGCGAGGAAACGUUAGCGAUCGGGGCGGAGACGUUGGCGAGGGAACACGCCGAUGUGGUGAUUGAACGUGUGCGGCAGUGGUUAGAUGUGAUGAUGAGCGAUGCGCGCGGGCGGUUAACGGCGCUCGAACGGAGCCAAACGAGGACGCAUCGCGCGCUGGAAAAAUACGACUCAGAGGAAGCACAGGACGACGUCGGGAUCGAGAUGCUGGUCGAGUUCGAUAAGACAUUGGAAAUCGAGCGCAGCAUCCUGGAGGAGACGAUGAAGAAUUUGGAGGCGAUGCGCACGAAGGUUGAGUUUGAGAGCGCGAAUUUGGCACUUCGGUGGUUACGCCGCUCAAAUUGUGGAGGCGAUGACGACGGCCAGGCGAGCGAGGAAGAUCAAGCGACGGAUGGACGCAAGUAUUUUUAUUCCUCGAGUGCGUACGCAUUUCUUCAAACCGCCAUCGGUGCGUUCAUGAACGACACCACGCCCGCAAAGUCGGCAAAGAGCGCCGAUGCGCACUCGCCGAGCGGCGUUCUAGACGCCGCGCGACUCUUUACGUGA
Messenger RNA from Ostreococcus lucimarinus CCE9901, 876 nucleotides. RefSeq lists its product with no specific name. Bases 1 to 876 code for a protein of 291 amino acids. Lineage: Eukaryota; Viridiplantae; Chlorophyta; Mamiellophyceae; Mamiellales; Bathycoccaceae. The transcript has a single exon. The record is from RefSeq and is a predicted model, not a curated record.